Eutrema salsugineum is the source of this 699-nucleotide messenger RNA. RefSeq names its product zinc finger CCCH domain-containing protein 65-like. Bases 1 to 699 code for a protein of 232 amino acids. The transcript has 2 exons. Lineage: Eukaryota; Viridiplantae; Streptophyta; Magnoliopsida; Brassicales; Brassicaceae. The record is from RefSeq and is a predicted model, not a curated record.
AUGCGUCUCGUGGGCACUCCACAAGCUGCUUCAGAUACACCGAGUGCAAUCACUGCAGCGUCUUUCUCGCCUCAGAAAUCAAAUAAACAAACCGUGAGAGAGGCCAUAGCAAAAUUACCGACGAUCCAAGCAAGAGUGUCAAUCCCAGAUAUGUUUUUGAAGCCCUCGAGUCAAGCUAACCAAAGAAACUCAUCUGAUGCAUCACCUCCACAGAUUCCUCCUCUGAGAAAACCAUCCGUAGCUCCAAAGGGUAUGAGUUUUCUCUCUCUCGAAAAAACCUCACAAGAGGAUACCGUGAAACCACCGUCUCUUGGGUCCAAGCAAAACACACAGAACUCUGAUAAUCAGAGCUUGAAGCAGUCACAACAGAGAAGCUCUGUUCCUAUGGUGCCUCCAAAAGGAAUUAGCUUAACAUUUGCAUCAGAGAAACACAAAUCACUGAAUCAAGAGCCUCAAGAAUCAGCAAGUAGUAAAAAUCUCAAGACAACGCCUAAUUCACACAUUCAAAGUUCUCUAAACUCAACCAUGAAACUCGCUGCAGAAUUCGAAUCCGCUAAAGUCGAGAGGCGCACUAAUGAUCCCGCAGAAGCUGUAAAGAAGGGCGAUGUUGCAGUUAACACGAGUGUGACCAGAAACUCAGGGAACAUACCUUCCAAGAUUCUCGAGUUCUUGUCGAGCUUCAGCCAUGGCAAAAACUGA